This is a messenger RNA of Liolophura sinensis, 5997 nucleotides long. Its product is annotated as clumping factor A-like. Lineage: Eukaryota; Metazoa; Mollusca; Polyplacophora; Chitonida; Chitonidae. The coding region runs from base 1 to 4383 and encodes 1460 amino acids. The transcript has 69 exons. The record is from RefSeq and is a predicted model, not a curated record.
AUGGAAAUUAGCAUCAACAUUCACCCAGUGGGAAGUACAAAAGAAAACGAAUAUUCUGGAGAUGGUGAGACGGGAAAAGUCCAUUUUAAUGACAGACCAAAAUCACCAUUACUUCAUAAACCAAAGAAACGCCUGGUGAGUCAUGAUGGCGAUGUGGCUGGACCAUCUCCUAAACAUACUCCGUUAGAUGCCAUAAAGAAGAAAGAUACAGACACUGGAAUGAACGGCUCAUCACCUGACCAAAAGAAGCUCCCAGUGAGUCAUGACAGCGAUGUGGGUGGACCAUCUGAACGUAAUCUGUUAGAUGGCAUAAAGAAGAAAGUUGCUGAAGCAAAGUCAUUAUUUGGUGAAAAAAAUCCAGACACCGGAAAGCAGAGCUCAUCAUCUGACCCUAAAACACCGCAGCCCUCGGUGAGGCAUGACAGCAAUGUGGGUGGAACUCCUGAACGUGCCGGUACUCUGUUAGAUGGCAUAAAGAAGAAAGUUCCUGGAGCAGGAUUAUUUUGGGGUGCAAAAAAUCCAGAUGCUGAAAUGAAGAGCUCAUCACCUGACCCUAAGGCACUGAAUACAAAAUCAAGUGAGAAGGAGAAGUCUGACAAAAAGACAUCACAGCAGGAAGCUGUUAAAGAGAGUGACAAUAAAAGUGAAGCACAGAAAACUGCUGAGGAUGAUGCAGCCUCAAAGAGAGCUGCUCGAAAGUUUGAUAGGACAGCUGUUGAUCCAGUGUCCAAGAGGAAGUACAAAUACAACAGUGUGACUGGAGAGACGAUCUGGGCUGAUGAACUUGAAGCAGAAGAUGAGGAUGCCACCUCAAAGAUUAACGCUGGGACUUUUGAUAAGGUGGCUAUUGAUGAAGCAUCUGGGAGGAAGUACAAGUACAACAGUGUUACUGGAGAGUCUGCAUGGGCUGACGAACUUGAUGACGAUGAAACAGAAAAUGCCCAACCUGGUAUAGACAGUAUGACAUCAGUUAAACAUGUGAGCAGCAAGUCUUCCUCACACAGCAAGACUUCAGCCCUUAAUACGUCCGGGAGGAAGUACAAGUACAACAGUGUUACUGGGAAGACUACAUGGGAUGAUGAACCUGACGACGAAACAGAAAAUGCCCAGCCUGGUAUAGACAGUAUGACAUCAGUUAAGCAUGUCAACAGUAACCCUUCCUCGCAUAGCCGGGCUUCAGCCCAUAGUAGUACAAGUAGGACAUCAGCACAGUUUCUGAGUGGACUACCAACUGUGGCUGAGGAAGACCAACCCAGCAGUGUGGACACGGAUGGAAAAGAACAUGCUAAACAAGCUGGAACCUCAGAUCAACAGUAUUUUAUGACUUCAUCAGUGGUGAACAGUGAAGCAGCAGUUGGACAUAAUAGAACGUCUCGCCAUUCCUGGCAUAACCAGAAAAGGGUCAUGACAGGAGCAGGUCAGAUGAUAAAGAGGAGAUCAGGAGAUUUCAAAGAAAGUGAUGCCUCAUCAGAAGAUAGCAGUUCCUCUGACACUUUUGAUAAAGUGGCUGUUGAUCCAGUGUCUGGGAGGAAGUACGAAUACAGCAGUACAAGCAUGAAAACUAGAUGGAUUGACACACCUGAGGAUAAAAUAAAAGAUCGACAAUUCUCAAGAGAAAAGAGUAGAACAGCACCCGUUGAAAAUGUUAGCCCGCAUCAGUCAUCACAGAGCAGGACUGAAGCUAUCUCAGCUCAGAAGGGAGCCUUGGAGCGGCCAUCUGACGAUUCCCACAAAACACAUUCACGACAGUUCUCGUCAAAAAGAAGUAUGGCGUCUUUUGGAAAUGUUAGCCCACGUCAUUCAUCAAAGAGCCAGACUGAAGCUGGAUCAGCUCAGAAGAGAGCCAUGGAGUGGUCAUCUGAUGAUUCCCACAAAACACAAUCACGACAAUCCUCAUCAGCUGGAAGUGUUGGCUCACAUCAUUCCUCACCGAGCAGGGCUGAAGAUAGCUUAGCGUCAAGCAGAGCAAUGGAAAAGAUGCCAAAUGACUCACGAAUGCCUUCACCAGGGAAGGAGAGUGUAACAUCAGUUGAACAUAUAAUCAUCAAGAAUUCCCCUGACAGCAGGAGUGAAGCCAGUUCAGUUCUAAGUCAAUACAGUAAUACAACUCCAAUACAGUUCCAGGAAGCACGCCAGGGCUCACCAACAAGGAGUAGUGUGACGUCCAUUGGGUUUAUAAGCAACCGCCAUGCUUCAGAGUCUUUUGAUAAGAUGGCCACUGACCCAGUUUCAGGUCAAAUGUACAAGUAUAGUACUCGGAGUUUGAGGACUAAAUGGAUGGAAAGUCCAUAUGGUGGCCCAAUCAUAUCUGAUGAUUUUCAGCAGGUUAUUCCAAUAGAGGCUAGUGAUGGAGAAGAAUCAGGUGAAGUGUCAGAAGGAAGUAGAAACUCAGUGCCACUAACCAGUGCAGGAGACAUAUCUGAAACUUCUAUCUCAUCUACCAGUCAAGAGAAGGUGGAUGAAAACAAUACAGAAAAGGAGAAAGAACGGCCCUUGGAAACUACUGCAGAUAAGGAUGAUGAUUCUGGUGCAGAGUUCAAUGAGGAUGAAGAUGAUGAUUCUGAUGAGGCAUCCAAUGAGGGUGAAUCUGAUGAAUCUGGUGAGUCCAAUGAUGAUGAAGAUGGCAAUUCUGAAGAGUCCAGUGAAGAUGAAGUUUCACCAGAAAGGAACGUUAUGACAGCUGUUAAAUAUAUAGGUGAUCAACAUUCUGCACACAGCCUGAUAGCAUCUGUUACAGGAGCAGGUCAGGUGAUGAAGAGGACAUCAGGAGAUUUCAGAGAAGAUGAUGUCUCACCAGAAGACCAUAAUUCUACUGGAACAUUUGAUGAAGUUGCUGCUGAUCCAGUGUCUGUGAGAAAUGACAAAUACAGCAGUACAAUCACAAAAUUGAGCAGGAUCAGCAAUCUGGAGGAUGAAAUAGAAGAUAGACAUUUCUCAGCAGAAAGGGGUAGAGCAGCACCAGUUGAAAAUGUUAGCCCACAUCAGUCAUCAUCGACAAGAGCUGAAGCUAUUUCAGCAGCUCAGAAGAGAGCCAUGGAGCGGUCAUCUGAUUAUUCCCACAAAACACAGUCGCGACAAUUGUCAUUGGAAAGAAGUAGUAUGGCACGUGUUGGAAAUGUAAGCCCACGUCAGUCAUCUCAGAGCAGGGCUGAAGCUAUCUCAGCUGUGAAAAAAAACAUGGAGCAUUCAUCUGAUGAUUCCCAUAAAACACAAUUGGAACAAUUCUCAUCAGGAAGGAAUAACACUGCAUCAUUCCAAAGUCUUAGCCCGCACCAUUCCUCACAGAGCAGGGAUGAAACUGUCUCGGCUCAGAAGAGAGCCAUGGAGCAGUUAUCUGAUGAUUCCCACAAAACACAAUCACGACAAUUCUCGCCAGAAAGAAAUACAGCAUCUGUUGGAAGUGUUAGUCUGCGUCAGUCUUCACAGAGCAGGGCUGAAGCUAUCAUGGCUCAGAAGAGAGCCAUGGAGCAGUCAUAUGAUGAUUCCCACAAAACACAAUCACGACAAUUCUCAUCAGCUGGAAGUAUUAGCCCACAUCAUUCCUCACCGAGCAGGGCUGAAGCUAGCACAGCAGCACAUGUGGCAGCAAGAAAGUUCCAGGGAGACAUGAUGGUUUCGUCACGAAAUGACAGCGUGAGAUCUUCAGUUGAACAUCGUCAUUCCUCACAAAGCAGGGCUGUUGUUCGUUUAGCACCAAGCAGAGCAAUGGAAAGGAUACCAAAUGCCUCACAAGUGCCAUCACCAGGGAAGGAGAGUGUAACAUCAGUUGAACAUAUAAUCAUCAAGAAUUCCCCUGACAGCAGGAGUGAAGCCAGUUCAGUUCCAAGUGAAUCCAGUGAGACACCACCAACAAAGUCACAGAAAGCACGUCAGGGCUCACCAACAAGGAGUAGUGUGAUGUCCAUUGGGUUUAUAAGCAACCGCCAUGCUUCAGAGUCUUUUGAUAAGAUGGCCACUGACCCAGUUUCAGGUCAAAUGUACAAGUAUAGUACUCGGAGUUUGAGGACUAAAUGGAUGGAAAGUCCAUAUGGUGGCCCAAUCAUAUCUGAUGAUUUUAAGAAGGUUAUUCCAAUAGCGGCUAGUGAUGAAGAAGAGUCAGGCGAAGUGUCAGAAGGAAGUAGAAACUCAGUGCCACUAACCAGUGCAGGAGACAUAUCUGAAACUUCUAUCUCAUCUACCAGUCAAGAAAAGGAUGAUGAUUCUGAUGCAGCAUCUGAUAAGGGCAAAGAUGAUGAUUCUGAUAAGGCAUCCAAUGAGGGUGAAUCUGAUGAAUCUAGUGAGUCCAAUGAUGAUGAAGAGAGCGAAUCUGAAGAGUCCAGUGAGGAUGAAACUGAUAAGCGCAAUGAGCAAGAUUCCGGGAGUAAUGCAUACAGAGUCAACUGAAGUAAGCUACUGGUCAUCACACCUAGUAUAUGAGCUUAAAUACGAACUUUAAUCUUCUUAUAUUUGAACCAAAGACCUGAUUAUUGUAUAUAGCUCAGCAGAAUCAACAGACUGUUAUCUGUAUCCAUGCAUGGCAUAUUUUCGCUUCUUUUUAUUGCAAAAUGCAAAGGAUAUUAAUUUGAUUGUUUGGUUAUCCGUCACUCUUUUGUAUAUUUGCAGUAAUUCCAGACCUCCAAAUACUGUUGAUGAAAUUUUGUAUGCAAGAUAGUUUUGUGGAAUCCCCGAUCAAGUUGUAAAUAAGUUUUUUCUCAUUGGUUUACAGUGUGCUUAGUAAACUACACUACAUGUCCAUCUAAAUUAACACAAAUGGAUAAACUCAAGGAUGCCAUGUGAUUUUAGCUGAAUCUCAGCCAAUGAGCAACUUUCCAGUGUACUUUAAGUGUCACCUGUUUCUUCACCAGUCAUUCCAUGUGAAACAGUGACACCAAGAAUUAAAAAACUGAAUAGUCAGUAAGAGGGGAAGAGAAAUUAAUAUGUCAACUUAACUGUAUCUUGUUUCAGUCUGGAUGAAAAGAUGCUCUAGCCUAAUGUUCAAAGGCUGAUUCUGCUGUGUUCAUAGAUUUCAUCUGUAAGGUUUAUCACCAUAAAAGUUUUUAUCCAAAUAUUGAUUUUUGCAAUGUGAAAAAAAAUUCACAGUUGGCAGGAAAUGUUACUCUUUCCAAAGUUUUGAUGUAUCCUAUGUUGAAUUGCCAUUCUUGAAUGAAUGAUUAUGGCUUAAUACCAGUCAUACUUGUUAUGCAAUAAAACUUAUUGGGUUGUGUUGCGGGAGAAAUAGACCAUAUCAGAGCUGUAUAUUUAAUCAUAUAUAUGUAUAUUUGUUUUGUUAGGUUUGAAUACUGCAUAAUAGACUUGUUGACAAUUGAAGUUUUAUCAUUUUUCAUGUUUAUAAUGUAUCAAAAAUAUUUUGUUGUUUUAUGUACAACUGCAGAUGAAUUGUUUGUAUGACCAUGAUAAUUUGUUUCUUUUACAUCAAUGUUAUGUAUAUUUUACGAUUAUACAUGAUGAUUAAUUAUUCUUGGCGUUAAUAUGCAAAUGAAAUUGGCAGUAUUUUUUGCUUAAAUUUGAUUCAUAAAUUGUAAUGUUAUGUUAGAGGACAAUUAUGUGAUACCUUAUGGUUUAUAGUAUUGUUUCUUGUAAUGUAUGUUACAACCGUAAUAUGAAUCUGUGAUCAUUUCCAAUUCAGUGUUUCAUAACUCUUCACAAAUACUAUGGUUAACACUCUUCUUAUCUUCAAAUACAUUGCUUAUUGGUAUGCAUAAAUAACGGGUUUAUGUGAGAGACAAGAAAAAAAAAACACAGCCACUGUGCUCAUUGUCAAAGUUGUUUACUAGCCAGUUUAUGUGAUACCUUAGGAAUGAUGUUGUUGCGUGUUUAGACAGCUUUAUUGUAAUCCAUGUUGUAACAAUAAUUUGAAUCUGUGAUCAGUGUUUAUCCAUUGUAUUCUUUUCUUAUUUCUGAUGUCACACAUAACAUGAUUAAUCUUAUACAUUGUUCAUAUGUAGAUAGUUACAUGAAGCAUUUUUGCAUAUUUUAAAAUAAAGGUUGACUCAGUUC